GGCUUCGUAGCAUUAAAAUGGCGCCAUAGGAGCUACGCAUAGAGAGGAGAGCCCCCCCCCCCCCCCCCCCCUUGCUGUGACGUCAGGGGGCUGUGACGCAUGACCUCUGACCCUGCAGGAUCCCACGUGCUGUGUGAUGGAGGAAAGCAGCAGCAGCGGCACGCGGAGCGGCGCGCAGAGACCGAAGAUGAAGGAGAAAGAACCGGAGAAAAGCGUGAAAAAGAGGAAUAAAGAAGAAGAAGAGGAGGAAGAGAUCUUUGACUUCACGAAGAAAUCUCAGGAGGAGGAUGAAGAUGAGGAGGAUGAAGAUGCUUCAGACAGCGAGGACAGCGUCUUCUCGGGACUGGAGGAUUCUGGGAGUGAUGAAGACGAGGAGGAGGAAGAGUUAUCAGAUGAUGAAGAUGAAGAGGAAGUAGAUCUGAGAGUGGAGCCACGGCACACUCAGCAGGUAGAGACGGGGACAGUGAAGAAGACAGAGAAAGAGGAGGAGGAGAAGAAGAAAGAGAAGACCGAGACAGACGAGGUGGAGGGAGGAGCGACUGAGGAAGCAAAGCGAGAAGACGAGUACGUCCAUGACUCUUCCGAUGAGGAGGACAUCAGGAACACGGUGGGGAACGUCCCGAUGGAGUGGUACCGGGACUUCCCUCACAUUGGCUACAACCUGGACGGGAAGAAGAUCUACAAGCCAAUCAGGAACAAGGACGAGCUCGACGACUUCCUGGACAAGAUGGAGAACCCCGACUACUGGAGAACCGUCCCCGACAAGCAGACAGGAAGUGAUGUCGUGCUGUCAGACGAGCAGGUGCAGCUGGUCAACCGUCUCCAGAGAGGACAGUUUGGAGACGCCAACUUCAACGAGUACGAGCCCCAGGUGGAGUUCUUCAGCCGGGACGUGAUGCUCCACCCGGUCACCAACCGGCCGGCGGACAAGCGGAGCUUCAUCCCGUCUCUCAUCGAGAAGGAGAAGGUGUCCAAGCUGGUGCACGCCAUAAAGAUGGGCUGGAUCAAACCACGGCGGGUGGAGGAUGACAGCAGGGGGCGCUACUACGACCUCUGGGCCAAUGAGGACUCUUCUAUUCUGGCCCGACACAAGAUGCACCUCCCCGCCCCCAAAAUCCCUCUGCCGGGUCACCAGGAGUCCUACAACCCGCCGCCGGAGUACCUGUUCACCGACGAGGAGCGGGCCAUGUGGGAGCAGCAGGACCCAUGUGACAGGAAGUUACCGUUUGUCCCCAGGAAGUUCUCGAGCCUCCGUCAGGUUCCUGCGUUUUCUCGGUUCAUCCACGAGAGGUUCGAGCGUUGCCUGGACCUUUACCUGUGUCCCCGCCAGAGGAAGAUGAGGGUGAAUGUGAAUCCCGAGGAUCUGAUUCCCAAACUUCCCAAACCAAAAGACCUGCAGCCGUUUCCAACAACACAGUCUCUGGUACACACACACACACACACACACACACACACAAUGUGUACAGGAAGUGAUGACGGCUCCGUGAGGUUCUGGGAGGUGUGCUCGUCUCGCUGUCUGAGGACGGUCCAGGUGGGCGGAGCCGUGAAGAGUCUCGCCUGGAACCCCAACCUGUCUGUCUGUCUGCUGGCUGUCGCCCUGGACUCGGUGGUGUUGGUCCUGUCUCCCUCUCUGGCAGACAGACAGGUGGUCCUGUCGUCGGAGCGCCUGCUGUCUGCCCCCCAGGAGGCGGAGCCUAACGAGGGGGCGGGGCCAGUCACCUGGAGCGAGACAGAAGGGGAGGAGCUUACGCAGGGGAUCCGCCUCAAAAUCCAGCACCCCAAAGCGGUCCAGCAGGUGACGUGGCACGCUAAAGGGGACUACCUGGCCUCGGUGAUGCCGGACCACUCGAGCCACAUGCAGGUCCUGAUCCACCAGCUGAGCCGGCGGCGCAGCCAGAACCCCUUCAGGAAGAACAAGGGGCUGGUGCAGUGCGUAUCCUUCCACCCCGUCAGGCCCUACUUCUUCGUGGGGACGCAGCGCUCCGUCCGCAUCUACAACCUCGUUCAUGUGAUCUUGUGGUUUGGUGCUGCUCGGUUGUGUUUCCUCCAGGUGAUCAGGCACCAUAAGAAGGCGGUGCGGGGCGUGGCCUAUCACCGCCUGUACCCGCUGUUCGCCUCCUCGGCUCCGGACGACGGGCCGGUCCGUCUUGUCCAGGCCGUCUACAAUACUACACCAUACACGACACUCAUUCGCUCACACUACAGCAUCACUGGCGCAGUACUACAACACGCCAGUACUACACGCAUCUACACGCUCACUACUGACCACCUCCAGAACCCCUUGCUGGUCCCGGUGAAGGUCCUCCGGGGUCAUGACAUCACGGCUGACCUGGGCGUGCUGGACGUGACCUUUCACCCCACGCAGCCCUGGGUCUUCUCGUCUGGAGCCGACGCCACCGUCAGACUCUUCACCUAGCAACCGCCGCCCAGCAACCGCCACGUCAG
Molecule: messenger RNA, 2445 nt
Organism: Etheostoma spectabile (orangethroat darter)
Lineage: Eukaryota; Metazoa; Chordata; Actinopteri; Perciformes; Percidae
Product: ribosome biogenesis protein bop1
Exons: 16
Coding region: 137-2416 (759 amino acids)
Biological process (GO): ribosome biogenesis; maturation of LSU-rRNA from tricistronic rRNA transcript (SSU-rRNA, 5.8S rRNA, LSU-rRNA)
Cellular component (GO): preribosome, large subunit precursor; PeBoW complex
Molecular function (GO): protein binding; ribonucleoprotein complex binding
Source: RefSeq, a predicted model, not a curated record